UACACAGUAGUUGAAGUAAUCCAACAUGGCGUUUACGUCGCUCGCCUGAGAGUACAGUUGGAUCUGCUUUAAGUUCAGGUAGUUUAGGUCGAUUUCAGUCGGGCAGAGUACAUUUUAAGUAGAUUAGUGUGUGUGAGCUGCAAAUAUCUGCUUUCGGAAAUGAAAGGUAAAGAGCGAUCGCCGGUAAAGAAACGCUCGCGGGCGCCAGAUGAGAGCAGAGACCGAGGAGGAAGCUACCCGAGCAGCAAGAAGACCGGAGCUCUGCUGACUGUCGGCAGCAACGCGGGAAACGGCUCUUCGCAGUCCAGGAGGAGCUUACACGGCGACAAAAGAGACAUGAGGGACUCGGACGGACAUUUUUCAUCCAGCCGGGCUGGCAGCGGCUACGACUACGGAGUAGUUUCCGGGAGCAAACCGCACGGUGGCGCUGACAUCGCCGCGGAAGCGUCCAGGACCGGCUCACGGAGCGACCUGCGGCCUCCGCCAAACCCCGAGAGUGAGUACAAGACUCUGAAAAUAAGCGGACUCGGCUCCCAGCUGAACGACGAGGAAAUAGAGGACGGGCUGUUUCACGAGUUUAAGAAGUUUGGGGACGUGAGCGUCAAAAUUAGCAGAGAAAACGACGAGAGGGUGGCGUUUGUGAACUUCCGGAGGCCCGAUGACGCUCGGGCGGCCAAACACGCCCGCGGCAAACUGGUGCUAUACGACCGGCCUCUGAAGAUAGAGACCGUCUACCUAAGCAAACGUAGAAGCCGCUCCCCUGUCACUGGUUUCCCCCCAGGACAUAGACAUCCUCACUCUCAGAGGCCUCUCUCCCCCACCAGUAUGGGGUACAGGGACUACAGGCUCCAGCAGCUGGCUCUGGGCCGUCUCCCCCAUCCUCCCCCACCACCUCACCUCAGAGACCUGGACAGAGACAGAGACUUUUCAUUGUACGAACCCAGAAAUAGACCUCCGUUCGUCCCGGACUGUGCUGUUGUGCGCGACGAGGACCUGCUCGCCCCCGAGGACGACCAGAGGGCAAACAGGACGUUGUUUUUGGGGAAUCUGGACGUUGCUGUGACGGAGAGUGACCUCAGGAGGGCCUUCGACAGGUUCGGAGUGAUUACAGAGGUGGCCAUAAAGCGAGCGGCGAGAGGCCAGACCAACACCUACGGCUUCAUCAAGUUUGAGAACCUUGACAUGGCCCACCGUGCCAAAGUGGCCAUGUCGGGGAAAGUGGUGGGCCACAGCCCCAUUAAAAUCGGAUACGGUAAGCCCACGCCCACGACCAGGCUGUGGGUGGGGGGGCUUGGACCCUGGGUUCCCCUCGCCGCGCUGGCCAAAGAGUUCGACCGCUUUGGCACCAUCAGGACUAUAGACUACAGGAAAGGUGAGGCGUGGGCUUACAUCCAGUAUGAAAGCCUGGACGCUGCUCAGGCUGCUUGUACUCAUAUGAGAGGUUUCCCUCUCGGCGGUCCAGACAGGAGACUCAGGGUGGACUUCGCAGACACGGAGCAUCGCUACCAGCAGCAGCAGUACGUGCAGCUCCCCCUUCCCCUGCCGCACUAUGACCUGGUCCCAGAGCCCUUCGCCCACCGCCUCACUGAUCCGGUGAGACUGAGGGACCGGUCCCCUCCUCUUCCAGCUCGCUUCAGAGACCGGGAACUCUACUCCAACGCCGAAUGGCCCGGCCUGGGUGUACACGACAGGAUGCGAGGGGCAGGCUUUGAUCCCAUAGAACGUCUGGAGAGGCGUCCCCACGAGAGCUGGCCGAUAGAGCGCGAGCGGGAGCUGCAAGGCAGAGACGCAGGCCGCAAAAGGAGACAUUUAGACGACGGCUGGCGGCAGGAGCGCUCGCCCGACGACAGCGACUUUGUGCGGCGCCACGCCAGCUCUCUGGAGCGCAGCCCCGGAGGCAGCAGCCGAGACGGUGGACGCUACAGCGACCCGGAGCGUCUUCCCCGCUCCGGCAGAACCUCCCCUGUCAGGGAGCGACAGAACAACCGGGACCCUGGGUUUGCAGAAAAGAGGAGAAGAACUCUCAGCCCAUCUGAGCCGGGCUCAGAGAAGGGCCGCAAACAAAAGGCCAGAGACUCGUCUAAGAGCCCAGCAAAGAAAGAGGACCGUCCCUCCUCUAACGCCGCCCCCUCCAAGCCCGGCCAGCAGUCCAACUCGGCCGCGGACGGAGAGAAGCUGAGUCAGGUCUGGCAGGGGGUCCUCCUGCUCAAGAACAGCAGCUUUCCCACCUCACUGCACCUGCUGGAAGGGGACAUGAGGGUGGCGACCAGCCUGCUGGUGAGGGGCUCCACGGGAGGGAAGGUGCCCCAGCUGAAGAUCAGCCAGCGCCUGCGUCUGGACCAGCCGAAGCUGGACGAGGUCUCCCGCCGCAUCAAGGCCGCCGGCUCCAGCGGGUACUCCAUCCUCCUCGCCAUGCCCGGGAAGCUGGAGGACAGCGGAGCCCAGGACGGCGGCAACUCCACCGAGAGGCCUCUGAAGAACCUGGUCUCCUACCUGAAGCAGAAGGAGGCGGCCGGCAUCAUCAGCCUCCCCGUCGGGGGCAGCCGCGACAAGGACCACGGGGGAGUCCUUCACGCUUUCCCACCGUGCGAAUUCUCCCAGCAGUUCGUGGAUCCCUCCGCCAAAGCCUUUGUCAAAUCAGAGGACGACUACAUGGUGAUGGUCAUUAUCAGAGGAGCAUCAUGAAAAAAAAAAAAAAAGCAUCGAAUUGUACAUGUUCACACAAAUGUUGAAUUGUGAGAUGUAAAGACAUGGAGAAGUAAUGAUAACAAUGCAAUACGGGAGGAAAUGACCAGGCUCUGCAUGCAGCACCUUUUCAUCUCCUCCUGUUGAAGGUUUAUAGAAAUCAAAGUCACUCUGAAGUUGUUAAAUUUGAUUCGUAAGUGCAGGUUACAUGUUGCCUUCUGCUAUUCGGUUACCAGAAAAAUGCACAUCUCUUGAAGGGUACUGUUGGAAAACGAGUUCUGAGCAAGCUACAGCUCAGUGAAUCAAAGCUAUAUGUUGCCUUAUGUCGUGUAAAAACAAACACAGUAAUUUUCAUCUUCCCAUCCAUCGCCUGCUUAAAACGAAAAAUAAUUUAAAAUCCAAACCAGAGUAUUUAUCCCUAGAGGUUUAAUUUGGGCGGCAUCAGUGACAUCAGAGUAGCGAUAGUUGGGGAGUCAGGCUGUGAACGAACUAAAUCUAACUAAUGUACAUUGUAAUUUUCUCUAGAUUAAGGACGUAUAUGUGUUUGCUCAGCAGCUUUAUCCUUUAAUAGACAUGUCCCACGUGUGUUUUUCUUUCCCGUUCAAAGAUUCAUAAGAACAUCUGAGCCAGUUCUGCUUAAAACUGCAGAAAAUUCUAGAUACAAAAGUGUUGUAUAAGUUCUGGCACUUUGUUGUUCAGACGUUGACAUUAACAAGAGUGAAGCUGAUGACGUUAUCGAUGCUCUUUUCUGAGCCACAUCUCCGGGUCACGUGACCGUUCAAGGUGAAUUUAAAGCAGCGUUGUUGUUUUUUGGGGGAGGUGUUUUCACAUUUUUCAGAAAGCGCCGGUCCCAGCGGCACCAAUGUGGGGAGGAUGGACACAAGCAGCAGGCUCUUUGCUUUAUAUUUCAUGAUGCUAACUAAGGCUGCAACUGUUUCUACUAUCAACUGUUGAAGGAUAUUUUUUUGAUUAAUCUUCACUCUUUGAAAACAGCAGAAAAAAAAAAAAAACAGCCGUUGUGACUUUCCGAUGCGUGGGUCCUCAAAUUGGAUUUUUUUUAUCAGAACCGACUGAACAAAAAAGUUUAUGAAGCGAGUUUUUGUCGUAGGUCUUUUAUUUUGAUUGGCAAUAUGCUGGACGGGGUCGCUUUUUGUGUCCAUUCCUCCUGUGUAGUAUUUUUAUUGACUGAACCGUUGUUGUUUAACCAGAGUCUUCUCUAUUGUUAUAAUCCACUAAUUACAAUUACUACCCCAACAGAGCAUGUACUGUCAAAAAAAAAAAGAAAAAAGAUGUAACUGCUAUAUUUACAUAUAGACCAUGCUCAUCUCUUUUACCUGACGGGAGUCCAUGAGUAGGAAAUAUUGUCGGUGGACUUGUUCGACACAAACAUUGAGGAGAGGGGAGGAGGCUGCACUCCUGCGGUCUAACACGCUUUCUUCUGAAAGAACUCUUUAUGGUUGUUUUUCAUGCUUUGAUUUGUGUUUCAAAUGGAAAAAAAAAAAAAGAUUUGUGCUGUAUACUCAGGAUAUCUGGAGAGAGAAAUGGAGAACAUCAGUGCUCAUGGGCCUAAGAAGUUAUACCUAACUGUCAGAAAAAACACACAAAGUGCAGCAUGCACUUGAUAGAUCUUGUCUUAAUAAAUUUACUCUUUCGUUGGAAACACGAGUGCCUCGGAAGACAACUUUUGUGACCUUUUCUGUUCUUGGAAUUGUCUAUCACCCCUAAAGGCUUUCACUUUGACAGCAGGAGCCUUCCCGGCUGAAAGGAGAGGAGAGGUGUGAGAAUCCAGGGGAUCCUCUCAGUUCUGUGUUUUCGUUGUUGCUCGACAUUUGUUGAAUGACCUCUUUUGUGAAGAGCUUUUCCGUGCGGCCUCCGUUUCAAAUAGAAAUUUGGCCAUUCUAGAGUACCUUUCCAGCCCUUCUGCUAAGGCAAAUGUAGAGUCGCCGCGUCCUCGGAUGCGCGGCUCGUUCCUCGCUCGCCUCCGUUUGAGCGGGGGGUGCGGCCGAGGACCCGAAGAGUCUGCCGCACCGGGGGCCGUCUCCACCAGACAUCCUCUCGGCGGGGGAGCACAUUUGAUCGUCUUUCUUUUUUUUUUUUUUCCCCCCCAUCUGGCUCCAGCCGGUGCAGAGAAUAUUGGUUCAGCGUCUGCAGAAGUUCGUUUGUGUAGUUGCUUAUUGUUCUUUCGUUGGAGAUUUGGAGGAGGUCGUCUCUGUGAUAGGGCCAGACCUCACGUGUGUGUCUCAGCCUGUGACGAAGAAGAAGCUGAGACAGGCGACGGCUUCUUUACGUACCAGAAAUCGUGGAAAAGGAAGCACCACAGAAGACAAAAGUAGAGUCCUGUGCAGGGAAUCCUAAUCUUUACUUGAUGUGUUGGUCUCAUUUAUGUACUUAAAAGAAAGAUUCUGUGCCAAAACUGCAUAUGAAAGCAAAGCGACAAGUAUCCGGCCGUCAGAAACGGCUGCACGGCGCUGCCCGUCGUCAUCGCUACGUCCUGGCUGCCGUCCAAGCCGAAGGGACCGGAGCAGCUGUCCUGCAGCCCCAGGCCUCCACGCAGAGCUGUGCGUUCGACUCCAGGUUCCCAGAGCCGUGAGUCUCCCUCUGGCUACACCUGCUGCUGGUCCACAGGUAAUGUAUUUAGACGGCCUCAGCAUCACGACCAGGUACGUAUUGUUAUGUCACCGCUACCUACGUGUGAUGCACUUUGCUCAAAAGCUGGUGAAGGUGAGGAGGUGAAAUAAAUUGACGAAAACGUCCGUGUUCAGUAGAUUGGAGUCAGUUCAUAAAUGUUGUGCAAUUAUAAUUUGUAUUGGGCUCAAAAGAGGAAAAAAACUUCAUUGUUUUGAAGAUCUGUAAAGAACAAGCAAUUUAUUGUAAAAUAAAUAAAUAAAAAAAUACAAUGUAAGUAGGUUUUUACAGAGGUAACAAGUACUUUAUCCUUCAUGGAAUCAAGGACUGAUGUAAUGUUGAUAUUUGAGGUGGUGCUAGUUUGACGUGCUUCGAAUGAACUGAUACUGCAACACGCAGUAUCUCUCGCUUUUACAGUUAAAGUAACAUAAACGAAGUAUUUGUGGUGCUGCAGACAGGCCCCGGCCUUCACACACUAUUCUCCAGACUGAAGUCAACAUGCUUUAACUGUAAAAGAUGGCUAAACAUACCAGAUUGUGUGACUCCUAUUGUGGUGUUUGUCAAACAAAUAUAUUAUUUUAAUGAGCUGAUAGAGGGUUUUCUUUUAGCUUGGCUAGCUUAAUGUAUAGUUGUGGAAGCAGAAGUAUUAAGUGGGGCUAGCAAGUAAAAAUAGCAGUAGCUAAUGACUGACUGAAGACACUUGGUUUCAAUCAGCAGUGAGUGUCAGAUUUAAUAGAAAUGGCCACUGUCUGUCAACAUAUACCAAAGCAACAAACAGGGAAGUAAAGGAGAAAGUUUUCUAAAAUAUUUAAGUCAGAAUCUGAACUUCAUCAUUAAUUCCUAGGGGGAAGUUUGGAUUUGUCACAAUUACUCCAAUAAACAAAAAUACAACAACAGAGUUAUAUAUAAAAACGAAUGAAUAAGACUGCGGACAACAAGACAAACACAUAAGACAAACACAUAAGUAAAACUAAAGAAACCAGUCACUAUACCCUGUAGCGCUGUGUUUAUUAUCACAUUAAGGGAGGAAUUCUGAAGUUGAAAAGAUAACACAGUAAAUAUUUAGUUUGUUCUAUUCAUCAUACAGUUUUCUUUAAUCUAAACGACUGAUUGAUUUGAGCUGAAAAAAAAAAGAAAAGAACACCUCUGUCUUUUAUCUCCUAAUAAAACCCACACACCUACCAGCAGCAUAAACGGAGAAGUCUUUAGUAGGAGGUUGGUGUUUGGGGCCCUCGUCUGAACUGGAGCAGGUUCAGGUUCAGUUCAAUGGGCAGUGAAGUAGCUUCGUCCAGGAUAAGCUGAGUGUAUUUACACUGCAUUUCCUUUAGCUCGGCAAAAAAAUGACUCAGGCCUUCAGUGGAAAAACUAUCUUGAAGACCGUGAACAAAGAAAAACUCAAUCCAAUAAAUGAAACAGAAACAUUAUGCUUUUGUUUUUCUUUAUUCAAGAGCUUUUAGAUUUAUACACAUCUGUUAUCAUUGUGCAACAAUAACAGCAACUAACAGUUUGUGUUGAGAUUCAGCUCACAGACAGAUGUCCUGACCGUUUAUUUUAGGAUUCUCCGGUAUAAUUCAGAAUUCAUUAACUCAUUAUUAUUUGGAGUUUGUUCAUUCUAUAAAAUGAACCGAUAUUACAUAUCUUACAUUUGCACCUCACAAAGCACAAUUUCCAGACCAGAUUAGAGUCCCUCUGUUCACAAGUGUGAACACAAUUAGAUUUAGCUCAAUUAGGUGUCAGCGCGCUGCUUCGUUUUGUUUAAAAAACAUUCUGGGAGUUGUCGCAGUCUGUUCUUCACAAGAUAUGUUGGUGGAAGUGUGAUGGCUCAGACAAAUAGGAUUCAUUUUUAAUGUGGAAAAGUCUGAGGGGUGUAAAUACACUAUGAUUUAUUAUCAGUGAAGAAGACAGCGGGGGUUUGCAGGUAUGUAAACUUAGUGUUCCAAACCUGACAUACCAGACUGUGUGAAUACAAAUAGGGAAGACAGGAAUGUGCUGCAUGUGAGGAGGACUUAGGAAUCUGGCCUCUUUAGAUCUGCUCCCUCACUGAUACACGAGCUUUACUAUAGUUACUGACUCAUCUCAUCUCGUCUCAUCUUCUACUACCACUUAUCCUCACUAGGGUUACUGGCGUCUAUCCUAGGUGUCAUCGGGCGAGAGGAGGGGUCCACCCUGGACGGGUCACCUGCACCUACUUCCAAGAAACACGAUGUGGUCAAGCCUGUAGUAUAUGGAACAACCGUAUUAGAGUGAAGCGAAGCUGUAUCAAGCUGUGUCAUGCCCU
Molecule: messenger RNA, 7588 nt
Organism: Mugil cephalus (flathead mullet)
Lineage: Eukaryota; Metazoa; Chordata; Actinopteri; Mugiliformes; Mugilidae
Product: RNA-binding protein 15-like
Exons: 1
Coding region: 160-2685 (841 amino acids)
Biological process (GO): regulation of alternative mRNA splicing, via spliceosome
Cellular component (GO): nucleus
Molecular function (GO): mRNA binding
Source: RefSeq, a predicted model, not a curated record